Ostrinia furnacalis (Asian corn borer) is the source of this 3420-nucleotide messenger RNA. It is a transcript of the gene IntS2, whose product is annotated as integrator complex subunit 2. The transcript has 7 exons. The record is from RefSeq and is a predicted model, not a curated record. Gene Ontology annotation, biological process: snRNA 3'-end processing. Bases 1 to 3363 code for a protein of 1120 amino acids. Gene Ontology annotation, cellular component: integrator complex. Lineage: Eukaryota; Metazoa; Arthropoda; Insecta; Lepidoptera; Crambidae.
AUGGAUUUAACAUUUAUGCGACCUGUGCAACCCCACGUCUUCAAAGCAAUAAAAGAUAUUGAUAUAGAAACGCUUAUGUCAUGUCCUCCUGAAGAAAUAAGACCUGUUAUACCAUGUCUAGUUCGAAUGGCAUUGAUAACUCCAUUGGAUACAACCAAUUACUGUGCUGAAAACAAGAAAGAUGUCCUAACAUUACUAGCUGGAAUCGACCUGGUCAACUUUAUAGUGUCGCUUUUAUCAAUAGAGUUUCAUGCUUUGGAAGUAGAUCUGAAGAAAGAGCAACAAAUGAGACAAAAAAGCGGCUCGCAAUGCACUGAAUCCUUUUUGGUCCAGAGUAUAGUCAAUGGUAUUGCAAGUGACUUCGAACAAUCAGAUUCAACUCGACGUGUGAGGCUGGUACUCUCUGAAAUCUUGCAGAUGCAAGCACAACUGUCAGAAUUUAAUCAAAACAGGAGUUCCAAUUCUGAUAGUGGCAUCAAACCGUCAGAGCUGUUUGAUAAUGACAUCUAUUUGGAAGAAAUUACAGAUGUGAUUUGUAUAAGUCUUGCAGAACUUUCGAAUUUACUCAAUAUUUGUGAUGUUGUUGAAGUACUUCUUCAUGUCAAUAAAGGACCAACUAUAAUAUCUUGGGUGGUGGCCAAUAUGCCAGAUAUGUUACAAGAAGUGGCAGAAUCAUUGGUUUUGAAUUCUGAGAGGGGUGAAGAAGGAGGAGUGAGAGCUAAAGCUCUUAUGUCUCUAUGUGAUGCUUGUCCAUACAUAGCAGCUUAUGUGCGAUCAAAAGCUGCAUUUGCUUCCCGCUUGCCAUCCUUGAUCAUCACUCUUACUCUGACUCAUCACCAGGAUGACUUGGUGUCAUUCAUGUCUGGUCUUUUACUGGGUUCUGACCAGACAACCAGAGCCUGGUUUGCAACAUUCUUGAGAAAUUCACAUAAAAGAGGAAAAGGAGAUGGUCAUUUGGCUUUAACAAAAUUACGCCAAGAUCUGCUGAACAGACUGAAAAAUGCCACAGCAGGAGUAGAGGCCUCUGCAUUGUUGCGACUUUACUGUGCUCUCAGAGGCAUUGCUGGUAUAAAAUUCCAAGAUGAUGAAGUAGCAGGACUAUUGAGACUAGUGACACAAAAACCUCCACCAACUCCAGCUGGUGUCCGUUUUGUGUCAUUGAGUUUGUGUAUGCUUUUAGCCUGUCCAUCCCUAAUGUCUGCUCCUGAACAUGAGAAGAAGGCAAUAGAAUGGGUGCAGUGGUUGGUUAAAGAGGAAGCUUAUUUUGAAAGUAAUUCGGAAGUGACAGCGUCAUUCGGAGAGAUGCUGCUGCUGAUAGCGAUCCACUUCCACUCGGGGCAGCUGCCGGCGGUGGGCGAGCUGGUGUGCGCCACGCUCGGCAUGCGCGUGCCCGUGCGCCCCAACGGGCUCACCAGGAUCAAGCAGGCCUUCACGCAGGAGAUCUUCACUGAACAGGUGGUAACAGCUCAUGCAGUAAAGGUCCCAGUCACAGCAAAUCUCAACAGCAACAUACCUGGAUACCUUCCAGUUCACUGUAUCCACCAGUUGCUCAAGUCAAGAGCAUUCUCGAAACAUAAAGUCACCAUAAAAACAUGGAUUUAUCGACAGAUCUGCAACUGUAUAGCACCUCUGCAUCCUGUUAUGCCUGCUCUUGUUGAAGUCUAUGUGAACUCCAUUCUUAUUAUCAAUAACAAAGGCACCAACGAAUAUGUUAACAAACCAAUAACUGAAGAAGAAAUCAGGAAAGUUUUCAGGAAUUCUAUAUUUGGUGCCAAUUUCGAUGAUCAGAAUAAACCUGUAAACCCAAUGGAAAUUGAAAAUGGUGAAACACCGAUUGAUAUUGACAUAGAGAAACCCACAUUAGCCUCUCAACUUUUACUCAUCUAUUACCUCCUCUUAUACGAAGAUGUCAGACUAGCGAAUGCCGCAACCCUUAUCGCUAAUGGAAGAAAAGUUAAAAGUUACUCUGCUGCGUUUUUAUCUGAACUUCCAAUAAAAUAUCUGUUACAUCAAGCCCAAAAAGAUCAGUUGAGUUAUGGGUGCCUUUUCAGUCCUCUGCUCCGUCUGUUAGCGACACAUUUCCCUCAGCUAUCUCUCGUAGACGAUUGGAUGGAUGACCAAGUAUUCGGAUCCUGCCGCCUUCAAGUUGAUAUCAAUCUGACAGAAACCGCUAUCAACGAAGCUUUCAACAGCAUCGACGAAAACCCGUAUAAGACUGGUAAAAUUUUGAAGGCUAUGCUUAGUAAAAAUCCAACCGACAUAUGGCCAUUUGCCGAAGUAUUCGUGAAAUAUUUCAAAAGUGUAUUGGGAGACAAAGUACCGCGACAUAUCCAGGAGCUUUAUCGUGAAGUUUGGUUACGCCUCAAUACAGUAUUGCCGCGAUGUCUUUGGAUAAUGACAAUAAAUGCUCUAUUGGACCUUAACGGCAAUGUUAUAGUAACCCAAGAAAAUGUACUUUUGGAUCCUUUACAAGUACUUCGCUGUGACAUACGAGUGUUUAGAUGUGGUCCAAUUCUGAAAAUAAUAUUGAGAAUCUUAGAAGCUAGCUUGGCGGCUUCAAGGAGUCAACUCAGCCGGCAUCUAUUAGAUAAACCCUUGUUGGAAAAAAGCGGACAGCUGACGUCGGAUGCCGAGAGAGAAGAGUUGAAGAAUGCUCUUGUGGCCGCCCAAGAGAGUGCCGCUUUACAAAUUUUGUUGGAAGCUUGUUUAGAGACAUCAGAGGACAAAUCGAAACCAGAAUUGAUGUGGUCUUUGCGAGAGGUGCGAAGCAUUAUUUGUUCAUUUCUUCAUCAAAUAUUCAUUUCUGAGCCCUCAUUGGCAAAAUUGGUACAUUUUCAAGGAUACCCUCGUGAAUUGCUACCAGUCACCGUCCAGGGAAUCCCAUCUAUGCAUAUUUGUUUGGAUUUUAUACCUGAACUUCUAAGUCAAGCUUCAUUAGAAAAGCAAAUCUUCGCCGUCGACCUUGUGUCUCACUUGUCAAUACAGUAUGCGUUACCUAAAGCAAUGUCAAUUGCUCGACUAUGCGUGAACACUCUUUCAACGCUUUUAUCAGUGUUGCCAUGUGACUUGCGUUUAGAGUUAUUCCAGCCGGUUUUAAAAUCACUUGUUCGAAUUUGUGUUGCUUUCCCAUCUUUGUUAGAUGACAUCACUUCUUUGCUGCUGCAACUUGGAAGAAUAUGCGAAUCGCAAGCCUCUCUCGGCCAUUGUUGGAACGACACUCCAAUAUUAGGAGAAGGAGCGUACGUGAGUGCGGAAAAGGAAAGUGAUUCAAAAGUUUUAGUUGCCGAGGUUUUAUGCAGAGAUAUAAAGUUAACCAUGUCUGAAAUUAUAGAUAAAGCUCUUUUGAACGAUAAAUUGUAUUAAAUAUCAGAGCUCCAUGAAUACAUAAUCAUAAGUUUUCAUCAUUAAAGUAUUAAAUAA